AUGUCGUUUGGAGAGAGUGCGGCUGUCUUCAAGGCGAGAGCCAAGGACAUCGGAGUUUCUGAUGAGAGCUUCGCGAAGCUUGAGGCGGAGGGACUGACAACGAUGGCAACUUUCGCCUUCUGUUGUCAUUUCAACCCGUCGGAGAUGAGUUGCUUUCGGCGUCUGUUCGCCGAGGCAUACGCAACUGUUGCAUCCGACAUCCGAUCGCAGGUGGAAGCAACAGAAGACUCAUCGAUCAAGAAACUAGCUCCAGCAGACAGGGCCGAACGUUUGCGAGAGCAGCAGUCCAGACUUAAAGGUCUUGACUUGAGGGGCAAUAUGGAGCCAGGCGACUCCUUGAUUGAUCGGGCUGUGGCGAUCUACGAAUCUGACAGACUCCAGUAUGUGGAGUGGCAGCAUUCUGUUAGCAGACAGCAUGAGCUUCUUACAGGGCUCAAGAAGGAUGCUUCGCUUACCUUGGAUUCUGCAGGCGGCCUAAAGAUUGCCAGCAAGCCCAACGUGACUCCUUGUGAUGUGUCCACUGAUAUGAUGGUUCGCUACGCCUUAGUGCGAAGGGGCCUAGCCUUUGAACAGGCGAACAUCUUGGCGUACCAUUUGCACGAUGAGUUGCUUGAAAAGUACAUGUCUUUCAGGCUUAUGGACCCUCCUCCGAAUCAUGCGCGAGUGAGCUUGAAACAGAUUGAGCAAGCUGAUCGUCAAUUCACCAUGUUGCUCGCGGAACACACCCGCGGCGGCAUCAAGGUGAAGGCAGGAGGAUCACGGCCAUGUGACGGUGGACACAUCUUCGUCGUGCAUCCUGAGGGUCCAGAUCAAACCUUCUACGAAGAUGCAUCAUGGGCUCCAGAUCUCUUCUGGUUGCGUUUACCGUGGGUAUCCACUGAUUCGGCGCCGUUGACUCAACCGAGUCCGGCCUUCCCCUCCGCUGAAUUGCCUGCGGACGGGCCUCUAGUGAUCGAGCUGUGCGCCGGGUCCGCCAUCCUCAGUCAGACAGCCGCCAGCCGCGGCUUUGCAAUCAUGCCCGUGGAUCAUGCUCACAACCGCCACACACCUAAGUGCAAGAUGGUCAAUCUGGACUUGACCCAGAGCCAUUCCUGGGAGGUCCUCAAGUUUGUCAUCAAAUCCCGUCGUGUUGCCGUGGUGUUUGCGGCUCCGCCUUGCGGCACUUGCAGUGCUGCUCGUCACUUUCGCCCGGGCCCCCCAGUGCUCCGCACCACUUCACAUCCGUGGGGUGUCCCGUGGGCCUCCACCAGAGAUUGUGUCAAGCUCAAAGCUGCCAAUGCCAUAUACAAGCAACUAUGCGCUUUUCUUGAAUUGUGCGAUCAGCACUCUGUGCCUUGGUGCGUCGAAAACCCCACUAACAGCACCUUCUGGGAGUUGCCAUGUCUUGCGUACCCUUUGGCUCAUGGUUUCUUCGCGCAUUGCCAGGCUUGCGCUUUCGGCAGCGAACGAGAUAAGAAAACAUCUUUCUUGUGCAGCAGCUCGGGCAUCUCUCGCAUGGCUCUGAUGUGCCCAGGCUGUAAACAACAUGCAACGUGGGGCCUUACUUCUGAUGACACCUUCGCCACAGCGGAGGAAGCAGCCUAUCCUCCGGCCAUGUGCCAGGCCUUGUGUGAUGUCUUUGAGUCGGACGCCUACACCCACAGCUCUUGUCAGAGCACGCUGCAGUUCUAUCCCGCCUCCUGCCCCGGGAGCCCAGAGUCUUUCGUCAGAGAGGCCAAGCUGCUAUAUCAUCCUUUUGACUCUCUUGCGCAGUUGCCGGACUACUUGAUCAAAUCCCUGUUUGAGCAGCUGACAAAAUCCCCUGCAGAGAUCUGCAAGUUGAGACUUCUUCGUCUGCAAAAGUGGAGGGCCAGAGCGACUGAGCUGGCGCCAGUCGAGCACGCUCACCGUGCCAAGAUGCAACCGUCCGUGAAGGAGAUCCUCGCCAACAAGCGGACGGCGCUACUGGAGGAGAUGGCGGCCGAAAUAGACUGGCCCGACAAGGGUCUCUUCUCUGAGAUGCGCCAAGGCUUUCGCUUGGUUGGGUGCCUGAGCCCUUCUGGUGUGUUCAGGGAAGGAGGGUACCUCGCCUCCAUCAGCGAAUCCGAGUUGAUGGAAAAUGCAGACAGCAUCAGAGCUUCUCUCCUGGCACGUGUGUCAGCCGAUCCUCUUGACGAGAACGCCGAGGAGCUGUACGAUGUAACUCUUCAGGAGGCUACCCAGAAAAAGUGGUUGGACGGGCCGAUGACCCCAGGAGACAUUGGAAAGAGAUUCGAGGCGUGGAUCCCGGUGCGCCGCUUCUGUGUUGUGCAAAAAGGACGCUUGAGACCGAUUGACGACUUCAAGGAGAAUCUUGUAAACCAAGCUUCUCGGCCCAAGACCGGUUGCUGUGAGUGGUGGGUAGCGGGGGCGAGACGAUAUGGCUUCACCAACUACAAGGGGCGUACAGUGGACGAGGGCGACCUCCUUGGCGCCUACACCAGCAACCAGCAGCAAGUUUCGGAACCGAAGCACAGGUCGGAUGGCUGGGCUUCUACUUCAGAAUCUUCGCUGUCGUUGCUCUCCUGGAAUUGCGGGGGCCUUGGUAACCUGCAGGACGAAUGUCUUACCUGGCUGGACUCACAGCCCUUCCAUGUAGUUUGCUUGCAAGAGACUUGGUUCCGCAGUCACAUGGAUUUCCACACGAGGGGCUGGCAGUGCAUCAACAGUGGCAUCGGCGAGCAAGCUAAACGAGCGCACGCAGGAGUGAUGAUUCUGUUCAGGUCCAGCGCGUUCAACAUGCAGAGUCUUCGGUUUCACCAUGUGGUCCCAGGACGUGUUCUUCAUGCCAAGGUCUUCGGCAAGGGACUAGGUUGGAUCGAAGUUGUCAAUGUGUACCAGUACGUAUGGGAGCGACAAUCAGAGCAGUCCACCACAGAGGCCAAGAGAGCUGUGGUGUGGGACAAGGUUCGAGCUACGCUGGGUCAGAUUCCUCAAGGCAGUACGCUGGUCAUGUGCGGUGACUUUAACACUACCAUUGCGAAGCGUCUUCCCUAUGCAGGUUCGGGCAUGUUACGCAAGUCGCAACCCUCUCCGGAUGCUGAUUCCUUAGAAGAACUCCAGUCUGACUUUGGCUGCGUUGCUGUCAAUUCCUUCGGCAGGGUCGAUUCGCAUACCUAUAUCCACGAAGGCUACGCAGAGGCCAGGCGCUCCUUUGUUGACUUCAUCUUCUUGCGUAGGCGUAAACACAGGUUGCACAAGGCUACAUUGCUGCGGAACUUUGAGGUGGGCAGGUGGCGGAAGGGAGGUCGGCACCUACCCGUGCGAGUGGACUUCACGCUGCGGCCCUACCACUCUUCUUCACCUGCAGUCAGCACGGCAGCCAAGUGGCCGGCGUGGAAAUGCAAGCUCCUCACACAGGCUGUCAAGGAGGCACCGGAGCUGGCAGAGCAGUUUCGGCAGACGGUGGCUGCAUCAUUGGAGCAGGUCAGUGCUUAUCGGCCCCAAGAGCUCAAUCAAGUCCUGCUUGAUGCUGGCGACCAGGUGUUUCAGAUCAAGCGCCCCAGCUGCUUGAGGGCACCAGCCGAGGACCCAGAGCAUGUAGGCACCAUCAGACAGAUGUGGGAGCAUUACCGUUGCAUGCGCCAGUUGUCGCCGGGCAAUUUUACGAAUCGAACUUUGUUGCGCAAUGCAGUCCAGGCAUGGCGACAUUGGUUUCAGUUCCAUCGCAUGCAUAAGAUAGUGCAGAAACGCAGCAGGCAGCUACGCAGGAAGAGAUUGGAUGAGCUUCUCACGGAAGCGCAGGCUCAUGAGCGAUCCGGUUGUACUUCGGCCAUCUUUGACAUUUUGCGUAGGCAUGCUCCAAAACAACCACGACGACGAGCACAGCUUCGUAGCGACACUGGCAAACUCCUCACCCCGAACGAGGAAACGAAGGUCCUGCUUGACUUCUGGAAGGGUGUUAACGGUGGCAUCCAGCACACGUGGCAGGCAUCUUCGGUCACUGUGCAGUAUGACAUCACCCGGGACGAGCUCGCACAAGCACUUCAACAGCUUCAGGCUCGGAAAUCCGCACCCAAACACUGUGCACCACAUGCAUUCUGGAAUCUUGCAGCCCACGACAUUGCGGACUUCAUGGAUAAACAUGUCUUCGAGGCUUGGCGUCAGGGGGAAGCCCGAGUCUUCUCAGAAUGGGCAGCCGCCUGGUUGGUGUUUUUGGGGAAGGUGGGCAAAGCGGGCGAUUCACCCGCGCAUCUCAGGCCCAUUGCUCUGCUGGAGCCCAUGGGAAAGGCAUUGGCUGGGGUCCUGAAACAGCCCUGGGUGUCGUCUUUCAGCACUGUCGUGAGGUUCGAACAGCAGCUCUGGCACAGGGCAGAUCGUUUUACCAGCUACGUGCUGGUGCCAAGCGCGGUCCCGACGGCGCUCCGUGAGCUCAUUCUCCAAUGGGUUGAGGCAACGUCCUUUUACAUCGGAAACGGAGCGGAUGCAGCGUGCUACUCCUCUGACAAAGGCUUCCGGCAAGGUUGCAAGCUUUCCCCCACCCUUUGGGUAUGCGUCUCAGUGUAUGUGCUCAGAGCCUUAGACGGAGUUCUCAGCAGCGGUUGGAGCAAACAGCACACGGUCGGUUUCGCCGACGAUCUUCACUUCAGGUGGCGCUUCGAUGAUGUCGCCGGUUUGCUCACCUCGCUCGAACAGGCCGGUAUCGUCCUCAGCAAACUUCAGCAGCUCAAGCUCAAGAUCAGUGUGGACAAGACUGUUUGCCUAUUGCGAGCGGACGGUGUGCAAGCUCCGCAUGCUCUGCGGAAGAUCAUUCGCAAAACCAAGCACGGCAAGUUGCUCAGAUUGGACAUGAACUGGGAGAUGCCGCUCAAAAAAUCCCACAUAUACCUAGGUGCAUGCAUCUCGUACGAGAACUUCGAAAAACAAAACAUGCUUCAUCGACUACAGGCGUGCAAGGCUGCUUUCUGUAGACUUCGUCCCACCUUGAUGGCGCACAGGGCCCUCAGCAUGCACAAGCGGCUCAUGCUGUGGAAGGUCACGGUGGUCACUUCAGCGUUCUACUCCUUGCUUGCUUCGGGAUUCACGGCUAAGAUCUUCGACAUGCUGCGUGUUGUCCUCACCAGACAGGCCAGAGCCAUCGCACGCAGCCCCAGGCACCUCGAUCUUGAGAGUGAUGACUGUUUUUGGCACCGAAUCCAAAUCGACCCUCCCGCCACCAUGCUGCGCCUUCGCCUGGAAAAGGCCAUCGCGACCACUACUUCACUGGCUGACUGUCUUCAGUCCACAGAUGCGCGGAUUGCGCCGGAACUCAGGGCACAUGAACAGGCAGUACUCGCGGAGCUGCAGGAGAUCACUUCCCCGACCAAGGCGAAAGGAGCCACAGAUGAUGGUGAACACAUCUGUAUUGAGUGCGGCGCUCGGUUCGGCACGGGAGCAGCACUGCGAGCGCACAUCGCCAAGAACCACAGCGAGCAGCGCAUGCAGAUGGCACAGGAAACGAUCAUUGAGUUCGAUCGACAUAGGCACGGCAAAGACGGCAUGCCGACGUGUGCUGGUUGUCUUCAUCGUUUUGACAGGUGGGCUGAUCUGGAAAAACACAUCGUGGAGAAUCAUUGCCAGGCGACUCCUGACCAGGCUGAACCCCCAGCGACUGCCGUCACCCGGACCGUCAUGCAACUCGUGCAGGACGGUGACUUCUCCGUCUCGGACCUCAGUGCUGGUGCCAUCACCCCCACACUACGUGACGAGUUACGACAACACUGUGCCUUGUGCAGACAGUGGCAUCCCAACGCCAAGUACUUCAAGAGGCUCUGCCCCGCAUCCAUGGACAAUGUGAAUGGUGUCUUGAACAGGACUAUGCACCUCUCCCUGCACGAGGCUGAGCCAGAGAUGGAAGAGAUUUCCUUCCCCGAAGCAUCGGACCGCAAACGCUGGAAUAAUCGGCUCAAUCGCGAGUCAAACUGCUGUGCAGCAGCUGGGCUUCCAAACUCGGGGCAACAUGUCAGUUCUGUCAAGGUGGCUACAGCAAGAAACUCAAGCACGCAAAUGCCUGUCCUGAAAUUCUUCAGAAUGCUCUUGCACUUGUUCUUCAACAAUCACCGGCUAGAGCCCUGCGUAACCCCACCAGCCCGGCACAUAUCCCAGAUCAAGAUGGAGGACUCCCAAGUCGCAGCAGCGUUCAGCGAAGUGUUCGGACCGGUGCUGGGGAAACGCAUGCUGGAAGUGGAUGUCACCACGGCGCAGCAGGAUCGACCGACCAAAACAAACAAACCAGGGGCGCCAAAGGGAAAAGGCAAGGGCAAGGGCAAAAAGAAGUACCAGGCCAGCCGAUUCUCCAGCUCAGCCAAUGGUUCCAACGAGGAACCGGACUGGUAUGCAGAAGCCAUUGCACUCAUGAGUCGCAUGCUGAUUCGGCAGGAAGAUGUGAUGGCGGUGUUGCGUCAAUCCACGGGCUGGGUUUGGUGGCUUCGGGUACCGGCACCGACCGUAGUGCCGGACUUGUUUCAGGCUGCACAGGUCUGGAAGAAGGAGAUCGCCAACCCUCAGAGCCCCAUGACGGGCACAUCGCUUCGCUCGGCUCUGCUGUGGUGCAUCCUUCACAAGCUGUGCCUGACCAUGCAGGCCGAGGACCAGGCGCAGAUCGACUUGGCGAUGAAGAACGGAUGGUGCACCAAGGACCAGAUGUGGGUGUAUCAGGCUUGGUCCCCGGCCCGCCAACAGCUGGAGGUCGACGAAAGCAGGGCACCGAUUCCCACGUCAUCAGUGAUACAGCUCCUGACGGACAUGAAGACCUUAGUCAGCGGAGACACGGUGUCGAGGUUUCAUGCCACUCGGCCAUUGGCCGAGCAGAUGAGCGGCCAGGUGCUCACGAUGGUCAUGGAUGUCUCGUUCCGCAAGGCCUCGGCAAACGAGCUCUACGGCGAGCUGGAAAAGCUUCAAGGCCUGGCAGCUCUACAGUUGUGCGGAGUUCAGUUCCGGAAGGAGGGUUUCAAGCGCUCGCCCGCAGCGCAGCGGCUUCUGGAGCUCAUGGGUCUGCUGUGGACUAUGGCCGAUCAUCUUGAUUCAUCUGCGAUGUUUACCAAGACGGGUCGUGAAGCGCUCAGGCUCAUACUUCAGCAUAAAGACAAGCCCGUCCACAUCUUCGGCAUACCGAUCUGGAGGAUGCUGCUGCACAGCUGGGGUGCUCCGCAGUCACAACACGAUGCUGCCGAAUUCCUAGCUUUUUUACUUGACAAGCUGCAUGCCAGUACUUUCACAUGGGAUUGGGAGGCUCGCAUUGGUAACGAUGUUGCAGUAGCCAGCGAGGUUGCGGACAGGGGAAACAGUCGGCAUGCCAUCACCCUGGAUUUACCGGGGCAGGAGGGGCCCUAUGACUUGCAGAUACUCGCGAAUGCUUGGCAUGAGCAGGCGCGCACACAUGCCUUGACAGGCGAUGCCACGCUACUGAUCUUCAGGCUUGCUCGCUAUCGGCAAGAAGGUGAUCUCGUUCGCAACAAUUGCGCCGUCACAUGGUCCUCAAAAGUUUAUGUGCCUGUGUUCGAUGGUCAGGGGAAUUCUUCCGUCGCGCAAAAGUUUGCAGUUCAGGCGGUCAUCAUGCACCAUGGCAACACGCUCACUUGUGGACAUUACACAAUCAUGCUUCAUGCGCCAGAUUCCGCUUUUUUCUGUGAUGAUGGGGCGGCUGGAUCCAGCAGUGGGCAGCUGCUGACCGCGCUAGCUGUAUACUCAGGUGAUGCUGACCCCGCUGGGGUCAAGAUGGGCCUCACGAGGGCCCUUAGGCUGCUUCUGUACAGUGUUGCAGCACCAGUUCGCAUACUUUCGCCUCGCCGUGAGAUACAUGCUUUUGCGCGUCGGCCGCUUCGUCAUUCAUUCUUCUUCUUUGGUAUGCACCUCCACUACACUGUGACAUUGUUCAUGUAUGUCCAGGUUUCACGCAUUGCCCAGUACAUUCCUCUGCUACGUUGCAAUAUGUCGCCUGCGUCUCCGAUGGAGUGGACUUUACGGGAUGGGGUAGUACGGAUCCAGGCGCCCUGGUUCGAAACCACUCUCACCCCCGAACUCUACUACUUCGAUCCGAGAGCCGUGGACCAGGACAGCUGCGCCUCUGCAGAUUGCGACCCCGAUGUGCCGCUGCUCACGCUACUUGAUGCAUCGGAUGCCAUGUCAGCCUCUUCUGAGGCCUCACUACGUUCGGAUGGCUUCGAUAUUCCUGUGGUACCAUACAUCCCGGUGCACUUGUACGACUCCAAUGAUCAUGUCAACAAGUUUGCUUUUGACUGCUUGCAUCGCGGCUUCGUUUCCUUUAAUCAGCUUCGUGUACUUUGCGAGUUGCUCCCACCAGACAACAAACCUCGAAAACAUGUGCUUUCAGAUGCUGGGUUGGACAACUUCUGUUUGGAACCCCGCUGCUUCACAACUGGCGCUUAUGUUUUCGGAGGCAAUGCUGGUGUACGUAGCAAUCUCGCUGCCUUCCCAUGGGUGGCAAAACUUCUCUGCGACAUUGUGCGCAAUGUGGCCGGCGACAAACCUUACACUACAGUUUCGCUCACGCUCAACUGGAGGUCCGGUGUACAUGUGGAUGCGCACAACAGCAGAGUUUUUCACAACAUUCUUAUUCCUGCUGGAUGCUGGGAUGGAGGCGAGCUUUGGCUCGCUGAUGUGACGGGGACUGUGGCUUAUCCGGGCACGUUGAUGCUUGGCAACAUCCAACCUAUACGGCAUCCUUAUGUCUCGUUUGAUGCCACACAUCCUCAUGCUGUCAUGCCAUGGGUCGGAGAGCGAGUGAUGAUUUGCGCCUUCCACAUCCGGGAUGCUUGGCGCCUCGGUCAGGAUCAUCUACUCUCUCUGCAGGAAGCUGGCUUUUCAGUGGCCACGUGCGAACAUGACACCGACCCGUACAUGUGA
Molecule: messenger RNA, 8862 nt
Organism: Symbiodinium sp. CCMP2592
Lineage: Eukaryota; Dinophyceae; Suessiales; Symbiodiniaceae
Source: the annotation of a GenBank genome assembly